Messenger RNA from Penicillium malachiteum, 1020 nucleotides. RefSeq names its product alpha/beta hydrolase. Bases 1 to 1020 code for a protein of 339 amino acids. The record is from RefSeq and is a predicted model, not a curated record. Gene Ontology annotation, molecular function: catalytic activity. The transcript has a single exon. NCBI's taxonomy places the organism in Eukaryota, Fungi, Ascomycota, Eurotiomycetes, Eurotiales, Aspergillaceae.
AUGCUGUCGCCAAUUCGUACAAUUGGGGCGCUCUUAAUCACCGUCUUGUCACUCCCAUCGUCUUGCAAUGCCGCUAGUGCUAUAUCUACAGCAGUAGGCUCUUUGCCUACUCUAAGUCCUACCUCCCAGCAUCAAACACCCACACUUUCUAUCGAGUAUUACGAUUCUGAACCGCACGGAAAUUCCACCAGUCCGGUUGCAAUCCUGAUUCAUGGAUUUCCAUAUUCAAUCGAUACUUAUGUCAAUGUCGUUCCAAAGCUUACCGCAAAAGGCUAUCGCGUGAUCGUUCCAUCUCUACGCGGAUUCGGCGGCACAACAUUCCUAUCCCCGACAACGCCGCGAAGUGCUGAGCAGGCGGCACUGGGAAAGGACGUGAUCGAUUUGAUGGAUGCUCUCAAAAUCGAAAAAGCUAUAUUUGCAGGCUACGACUGGGGAACCGUCGUUGUCAAUGUAGCUGCAGCAUUGUGGCCUGAGCGGUGCUCAGGAAUGGUGGCGGCAAACUCCUACCUAAUUCAAAACCGCGAGACCGCUUGGAAUAUUGCGCCUGCGAGCUCGUUUCCAGUGAAGUGGUAUUAUUAUGUCUUCCUGACACCAUUCGGGUACUCAUCCCUAGCCAAUGACACGAAGGGAUGGGCAGACGUUCUUUGGUCUAAGAAUAGUCCCAAUUGGACCUUUACCGAGAGCGAGCUUGAUGCCGCAUCGCUGGCAUUCCACAAUCGGGACUAUGUUGACAUCGCGACAAACUUUUAUCGUAACCGCCUUCUCUAUGCAACUGGAGAUCCCGCCUACGCCGAUCUAGCCAAUCAGUUAGACAAGCAGCCGGUCAUCACUGUGCCUUCUGUUACUCUUGAUCCUGAUCAAGCUGUUGUGUUCCCGGCAACAGAUGGAAGUGCUACCGCGAAGUACUUCACCGGUCCAAGAGUUCACCAUAUUGUCAAAGGCUGUGGAGAGAACAUUCCCCUGCAAGAGCCACAGAUGUUUGCGGAUGCAAUUUUUGAAGUCUCACAACUUGGUAGUUAA